Acanthopagrus latus (yellowfin seabream) is the source of this 2023-nucleotide messenger RNA. Its product is annotated as helix-loop-helix protein 2-like. The coding region runs from base 894 to 1265 and encodes 123 amino acids. Gene Ontology annotation, molecular function: DNA-binding transcription factor activity, RNA polymerase II-specific; RNA polymerase II cis-regulatory region sequence-specific DNA binding; protein dimerization activity. The record is from RefSeq and is a predicted model, not a curated record. Lineage: Eukaryota; Metazoa; Chordata; Actinopteri; Spariformes; Sparidae. Gene Ontology annotation, biological process: regulation of transcription by RNA polymerase II. The transcript has 2 exons.
UGUGUGAAGAUAUGUAUUAAUCACAAACAUACAGAUUAUAUAGUUUUUUUUUUGUCUAUUUAAAUUUGAAACCUUUUCUGCCUAGCCAUAUUUCAAUAGUUUUAUUAAAGGGGUAGUUUUGGAGAAGAACUAUUAAUGUGGUACUAAAACACACUCAGAAAUAAUUAUUUCAUUCGUAACUGAAUAAGCAAGUAGCUCUCAGAGGAAAAUACUAUUCCCAGAACAGUAUUUGAAGCAAUAAAGGUGGCAGGGUCUGCCACAAUAAAACAAAAUUAAACAGUGUGAAACCGUGUUGUUCCUUAGUUACUUGAGGCAUAAAAAGUGAGUCAAUGAAGAUCUCUCUCUUCUGAUUAUAAUUUCUUCCCUAAGACUACAGAAUGCACCAAAGCUGUAGUCUGUAUUUUUGGUUAGAUUUGCUAAACUUGUCAUCCUGACCUGACAGUAGAAUAAGGUACAGGUCAGCUGUCUGUGGCUCCACCUAGUGGCUGCAAUUUUAUUUGCAAGAAUCCACCUCUCCAGGAUCAACACAACCAAUCAGAGCCAAGGGGUGUGUCUGAGAAGUGUCAAUCAUUCUCCUCCAUGCUGGCAGUGCCCCUCCCUCCUACAGGUGCAGUGUCUGCUCUCACCUGGUCAGAUAAGCUCAAGCUCAAACUCAAACAUGCCCCACUAUUGCCCACAUCAAAGAGGAGACUUAAGAAGACUGAAGAAGAAAAGCAGUGUAAAAACAAAGAACUGGACCGAGCCAGAGAGAAAACGAGAAUAAAUAUCAGAGGAUCAUUCCAGAGGUGGAGGAGCUGCGGGAUUUGUAAGGACUCCAGAGCGACGCAGAGUUGUCGGCUUUUCUGCUGGACAGGUUCUUCAGGAGGAGCGACCGCCAACACCAGAGAAUAAAAAUGAUGCUGAGCCCGGACCAGGCGGAGGGGGACCUCUCCUGGACCCAGUCCGACCCGGAGUCGAUGCUCAACGGCCUCAAGUCGGCCGGCUGCACCUCGGACGAGCCGGCGGAGGGCGAGGACAGGGCCAAGUGCAAAGCCGACCAGCCCCUGAGCAGGGAGGAGAAGAGGAGGAGGCGGAGGGCCACGGCCAAGUACCGCUCGGCCCACGCCACCAGAGAGAGGAUCCGGGUGGAGGCGUUCAACGUGGCCUUCGCCGAGCUGAGGAAAUUACUGCCCACCUUGCCCCCGGACAAGAAACUGUCCAAGAUCGAGAUCCUCAGACUGGCUAUAUGCUACAUCUCGUAUCUCAAUCACGUGCUGGAUGUCUAAAAGCGCCCCCAUGAGAGAGAGAAAGCGGCUGGGGUUGGUUUUUAGGAUUGGACUCAAAGGCGCAUGCUGUGCGUCAAUUGGGUAUGGCAAGGUUUGGCAGCUCGGGUCGACUGAUGACGGGGAUUUUAUGUAUUUAUUUCUUUAUCUGUUUUUAAAGCAGAUGCCAGGUGUUUUUACAGCUGAUGCAAAUAUCCACCAGUUUAUAAUAAGUCCGUUGAUUUAAAAAAAAUAUGGGGGAAGAAAAGUUGCGCACACACGUGAAAAGUUACAAAAUCCAAAAACAAAAAAAAAAUGAACAUUUUAAUUAAUUUAGUUGAGAAAUAACCACGUUACAUCCCAGAUUAUCUCGUUACACUUCUGUAUUCAGCGAAGUUCAGGCUUGGUUAUCAAUCACAAACUGAUAUAUGGUCUAACACCUGUGACACGAGCCCCCUUCUCGCCUCGACAUCCGGAACUCCAUUAACAUUUUUGCGGUUUUUAAUUAAAACAGCCUGGCACAAUUAAAAUCCUCACAAACAACCACGAGUUCAGCCUGAAAUGAGUCGAUUAUGAAUCCAUCUUGUCUCCGGCUGCUAUUGCUUUGCCAUACCUGUAUAUAUGACUGAGCGGAGCCCCUCAGUGUGAGGUCCGGCGUUGGUAAUGAUGGUGUAAAGUUGUCGGGGGGGAAAAAAAAACUGCUCCGAGUCCAGAACCGCCCCACUGAACAAGGAAAAAAAGAGCGUCAAGCGCCGGAGUCGUUUGAGCUGGGUUUUUUUUAA